UUCAACUAAUCGAUUCGAACAUGGUGACGAAGGCCGGAGAAGAAGCUCGCCGAUUCAAAAGAAAAGUUUGAAAUUCCAGGCGGGAGAUUCGCGAAUCAACAAAUAUCGAUCGUGAUGGAUGACCAUGGUGGAGCUUAUGAUUUGAGCCUUGAGGAACUGAUGGAUGAGUAUGCUUCUCGACCUCCACAAGUAGCUGAAUGGUUAUGGUGUAUCGAAUACGUAGCCAAGUUCGUUAAGGAUAUACGUUGCAUACUCGAUUUGAUGAACAUGGGGUAUCAAUACUCGGAUGAUUAUGGGAGGAGGAUUAAUGAAGUUUUGUCUCUUAGAGUCUUGGAGUUCAUGUUUGAUCCAAGCAAGAAUGAUUCUAGUGGUGUUGCUUCUGCUUCAGAGGACAGAGUUGAGUUCGAUUUGUCUUUGAGUAACGCUGAUGUUCUUAGAGCGAUUCUGAGAGAGAUUCCCGUAUCGGAACUGCGAGCAGGCAUGCCGGAGUUAUCAAAGUUCAACGUUCUUCCGUUUAUUGCUUACAAGAACAUGUGCUUGCCACAGUGUGCACUGGAGAAGCUGAGAGAUUUGAGUUUAAUGGAGAAUGAGACAAGUGCAGCUCCUGAGAUAGAAGCAAAUGAUCCUGUUUUUGGGGGUGAUGGACCAGUGCACAUGGAUGCAUGCGAGGAGGAGCCGAUAGAUGAGCAACAAGUGCAUAUUGGUUUGGAUACAGUAACUCUCACCGACGAUGAAGAUGAGGGAGUGCACACAAACGGAAAAGAUGAAGUCAUUGUGAUCGAUGAAGAUACAGAUAAUGAUCAAGACACAGACAGUGAACGCAUUAGCAACGAUUAUACUACUGGUAAGACAUUUCCUACAAGCUCAAGAAGAUGGCCAGAGGAUGCACGUGUAAAAUGUACAAAAGAUGGAACCUGGUUAGUCAGUGUGAGCGAUGAUGAUGAUGAGUCAGAUAUGGUCAGAGAUCCAGCACUAGACAAGAAGAAUACAAACAAUUACACAAACCUUCCUUCGAGCUCCUACACAAGACCCGAGAAUGUAUGCUGGAAAUGUGGAAAAGAAGGAACGUUGUUGAUAUGUAGCAGAAGCGAGUGUGCAUCAAAAGUUCACAAGGAAUGCUUGAAUUGUGCGGUUAACUUUGAUGAAGACGGGAACUUUCACUGUCCUGUGUGCUGGUAUGAUGGAGUCGUUGCAUAUUACUUAGAAUCUCAGAAGUUGAUGAGCUCUGCCAAGAGAAGACUGAUGAAGUUUAUGCCUCUGCUUUCAACAAGAAGCAAGAGACUCAGGUGACUGUAAUUAAAUUUAAAUCUCAUCUCGUCUUUGAGGGUAACUAAGGUGGUCAAUAUUAGAUCGUGGAAUUAUAGAUGGCAGUGAUUAAGUGUAUGUGUUUUUUGUGCAGAUCAAUCAAAGCGAUCUGAAACGCCCUUGUUCGUGGUGGAUUUUGGUUAGGAGACGAGUUCUGUUUAUAUAUGUGCUCUGGUGUAAAGAAUUAAAGAUAUCAGGGUAAUUAAUUAGAAGUGAAAGUUAAGGGUGUGAAUGGUUAUUAUUUAAAACUAGCGGGAAAAGGAGGAGUCUAACUAAUCUAACUUUGACUGAAGUUUUUCUUAUUUCAUCAGUAAAGAUAAAACACAUAAAUUGUUUGUUACAGAAAGCGAAGUCAUCGGAAACUUAAGCUAAUACUCGAGAACUUAAACUAAGGUUUAUGGUAAUGUUUUACACUGUAUGGUUGAUGGCCUACCAAUUUAAUUUUAUUGAACACUACAGUGUGUUAAGUGUUCAAUUCAAUUCAAUUUAAUCAAUUUGGAAGCUUAUGCGCAGUUUAACUAGUUGGUGUUCUUUUGCUAUCAUAAAAACAAAUAAAAAAAAUCUAAACCGGAUAAAUGAUAAAAACUCACUACUCCAAAUUUUUAGACCAAUUUGAUGUAAUUUCAUCUCUAACAAAACAUCACAUUUGACAUCAUUACAUCAAAUUUGGUGUAAUAUGAUUGUAACACUGUUCAUCACACCAAAUCUUUAAAAUAUAUAUUUUAUUAUGUUUUAUUUAAUAAUAUAGUUCAAUUGCUAUUAAAUUUUUAAUUAAAAAUAAUAUAUCAUGUUAUUUGUAUUUAAUUUAUUUUCACAUAAUUAAAAAAGUAAAUUUAUUAUAUUUAUUUUUAUUUUCAAAAUUAAUCACUAAAUGACUAUUAUUAUCUAUCAUUUACAAAUAAUGAAAUCUAAAUAAUAAUCUAAAUUUGAAAAAAUAAUUAUUUAUCAAUUAAAAAUAAUAAAAAUAUAUAAUUUUAAAAACUGAAAACAACAAAUAAUAUAUAAUAUUAUAUUUG
Molecule: messenger RNA, 2321 nt
Organism: Brassica rapa (field mustard)
Lineage: Eukaryota; Viridiplantae; Streptophyta; Magnoliopsida; Brassicales; Brassicaceae
Source: RefSeq, a predicted model, not a curated record